Messenger RNA from Closterium sp. Naga37s-1, 3102 nucleotides. Lineage: Eukaryota; Viridiplantae; Streptophyta; Zygnematophyceae; Desmidiales; Closteriaceae. The record is from the annotation of a GenBank genome assembly.
AUGCCCGAGCCUCCGCCAGCCCCUGUGGGAGCUGCGGCGAAGAAGGGCGGCAAAGGCAAGGACGACAAAAAAACCGACAGUAAAGCCAGCGACGGCAAAAAAGAAGGAAAAACCGGCGAUAGCAAAAAGGACGGCAAGUCAGGCGAUAGUAAAAAGGAGGGGAAAACAGGCGACGGCAGCAAGUCGAAAGGAUCAUUCUCCGUGCCCUCCUCGUCCUCCAAAUCUUCCACCUCGUUACCCGCUGCUCCCGCGCCAAAGCCUACGGUCGCGCUGCUCGUGCGCUCGUCUCUGCCCCCCGCUGCCAAGGCUGCCGCAUCCGUGGCUAAGUCCGCGUCUGGUGGGGCCGGCCCCACGUCCCCGUCGUCUAAAAGCGGGGGUAUAGGCGCGCCUGGUGGGGGUAGUGGGAGUGGGGGAGUGCCGGUGAAGGUUUUGUCUAAGUCCUGGAGUGCUGCUGCUGCGGGGUUGAAGGAUGCGGCAGCAGCAGCCGUUGGGGCUGUGAGCAGCAGCAGCAGUAGUGGUGGCGGUGGGAGUGGAGGGAGCGGGCCUGUGAAUGCGUGGUCGUCGUCGCCUGGCAUCGUGUCCGGACCGUCCAAAGGGAAGGCCUCGGAGAGCAAGGCGGAAAAGGUCUCGUCUCCAAAGGACUCCUCCUUGCAACAAGACGCCAGUACCGGAGGCAAGGCGUCUGACAAGCCUGGCGCAGGAGGAGCAGGAGGCGAGGAAAAGAGCAGGAAAGACAAGGCUGGGAGCAAGGCGGCGAGCCAAGAAGGGGAGGGGAAAGCGGAGAGUGGUAGUGGUGGUGGUAGUGGUAAGGGGAGUCAAUCCAGACAGAAGAAGAAAGGCAAGGAGCAAUCGGUUCCCGCACCAGCGGUGCCUGCUCCGGUAACCGCCGCCGUGCCUGCGAACUCGGUCUGGAAAGCCAAGCCUGCCGCGCUGCUGCUUCGGCCAGAGGCUGGGAAGGCGCAGGCACCGAGCCAACAGCAGGCGCAGCAGCAGAAGCAGCCACCGCAGCAGCAGGAACAGCAGCCGCAGCAGCAGGAACAGCAGCAGCAGGGGAAGCAGGCUGGAAGGGCGACAACAGAGUCGCAAGGGAAGUCAAAUACCACUGUCACCUCCUCUUCUGUACCUCCGCCCAUCAAAACCACGACCACCGUCUCCCCAGACCCCCCUGCCCCCUCUUCCUCCCACCUCCCGUCCUCCACUUCCCUCUCCGUCUGGACCAAGGAAUCCUCCUCACUCCACUCCACCUCUCUCCACUCCUCCUCACCCUCCUCCCUCCACUCCUCUCUCCAUCCCGCGCCCCCGUCCUCCUCCUCAUCCUCCUCCUCCACACCAACUGAGUGCGAAUUCUCAACGACCUCAGGGCUCUCCUCCCCCCCUUCCUCCUUCCCCUCCACUCCCCGCGCCAUGGCCAGCCUCUCCCCCUCCGCCAGCAUUGGCAGUUGCGCCGACCACCUCCCUGCCGAGCCUGUCACCGAGCCUGCCUCCAGCCCAGCAGAGCCGGCUGGCGAGCCCAGCGUCGUGGGUUCGGAAGCGCCGUUGAGUGGGGAGGGGAGUGGGAGCGGAAGGGCGGUUGGUGAUGUGGGCGUGCAGGAGAGGUUGCGAGAGAAAGCAGAUUUGCAGGUACAGCAGCAGCAGCAGUCUCAGCAACAGCAGCAGCAGCAGCAGCAGCCGCAGCAGCAGCCCCGGGAUAAGCUGGUGGUUGCAGAGAGUGUUGCAGCAGCAGCAGGAGAGGCGAGCAAGGGCAGAAAUGCAUCAAAUCUGGGCAUGGGCUCAGUUUCCAUUGAUGCCGCUGGAGGGAACACCGCCUCGGGUGGGCUGCGCCCGUGGAGUGAUGCGUGCCGCUUCGCCCUGGAGACGAAUCGCCGGCGAGUCUACGUGCACCAGCUGCAAGAGCUCGGAUUCCCCUUGGGAGAGGCAGCGCAGGCAGUGCUGGUGCACGGGGGAGACCUGGGUGGCUGUCUCAACCACCUGCUCGUCUACCACGAGUGCUCCUGCCGCCCCUCUGCUCUCUCUGCUCUCACGCCCUCCCCAUUCGUCGAUAUUUCCCUCGAGUUGCAAGCUCUCUCUGAGAUCAUGUCAGCGGGAUCGCUGCCCCAGGACCUGUUGGAACAUGCGUUGGUGCUGGCCUCGGGAGACAUCAGCUAUGCCCUGCACCUCGUCAUCUCCCAUCCCCACGGCCUCCCCUCCUCACUCCCCUCCACCCAGCCCUUCCCCUUCUACUCCUCUCCCGUCCCCUCCACCACCACCAACACCGCAACCACCACCACCUCCUCCUCUACUCACUCCUCCCUUCCUCCUCCCCACCCUUUUCAGUCGAACCACUGCAUACCGCACCAGACCACUGCCUUCCCUGUUGGUCCUUCUGACCCUGUCUUUGCCCAUCUGUCCCGCUCCGCCUCCCCCUCCCCCUCCCCCUCGCCACCCUCUCCUCUCCCUGAAUACACCAUCCCAUCUCCAUCGCUCGUCAUCCCCCUCUCGAAUACCAACGCUGGCACCUACUCUCACAACCCUAUAACCACACUCACUCCCACCACCACUUCCUCCUCUUCCUCCCUCCAGCACACAUCUCUUCUCUCGGGAAUUUGGUCUAGCUCAUCGCCGAACCUUCCUUCUGCCGCCCAUGCCAGUCCCGCACCUCCUCCUGGGUUCGGCCCGAGCCUCAAUGCCGCUGCUGCUCCACUCGGUAACAGUGCCAGCUUCGGCACUCUCGAGGCUCGCAGUGGGAGUCCUGCCCCGAACAUCAUCCCGGGCAGCGGAUGGAAUUAUAACGGCCUGCCCGAGUUGAAAUCGCAGCAGCGUGUUGAGCCCGUGGGAGGGUGUGAAGCUGGCAGGAAAGUUUAUGUGCCCGAGAGCAUAGGCAGGUUGUGGGGGGCGUCAGCAGGAGCAGCAGCAGGCAUGGCGGUACAGGACGAUUCGCAGUGGUUGUAUGGGGUGAACAGCGAUAGGAGCAGCGGCACGACCAGUGGGCUCAGCAGCUGCAGCAAUAGCAGCCACGGCUACUCGCAAUAUUCUGAAGAGGAGGGGCUUGGUGAUUCGCUGUUGCUGCUACCAGGGGAUGAGGAGGAUCUUUUCUCCCGGAUCCUCCCUGGUCUGCUGGGUUAA